Messenger RNA from Ilex paraguariensis (yerba mate), 284 nucleotides. Lineage: Eukaryota; Viridiplantae; Streptophyta; Magnoliopsida; Aquifoliales; Aquifoliaceae. The record is from the annotation of a GenBank genome assembly.
GUGAAUUCAGAAACUGGCUAAAACGACGAUUGCGAAGCCUCCUUUUGUCUCCAUAAACAAAAAUCUCCACUCCAAAAAUCACGAAGGUAGGAAUGGGGAGAGGGAAGAUAGUGAUUAGGAGGAUCGACAACUCGACGAGCAGGCAAGUGACGUUUUCGAAGAGGAGGAAUGGAUUGCUGAAGAAAGCGAAGGAGCUGGCGAUCCUCUGCGAUGCGGAGGUCGGAGUGAUGAUCUUCUCGAGCACUGGCAAGCUCUAUGAUUUCGCUAGCACCAGGUCCUUCUAA